Adineta ricciae is the source of this 1044-nucleotide messenger RNA. The record is from the annotation of a GenBank genome assembly. Lineage: Eukaryota; Metazoa; Rotifera; Eurotatoria; Adinetida; Adinetidae.
AUGAUCUUUCAAGUAAGCUUUCGAACUUUACGCAUAGUUCUAGGGAACAUAACUACCAUUUCUCAUCUGCGCUGUGAUGUUUGGUUAGAAAUAUUUCAAUACUUUGAAGCUAUUGAAUUAUUUUCGACUUUAAAAAAUGUCACCGGUACAUCUGAUGAAGUUUUGUUUAACGAAAAAUUUCGGAAUCAAUUGCGAGGACUCGUGAUCGAUUGUCACAUUACAAACCUGCUAAAAGGACUUACCUUAAAUCAAGUAAUAUCUCUCACAAUGAACAAUGGAGCCAGUUUUGGUAUAGUCAAACAAUGCUGUUCUCUUCACUCACUCAAACUCAAGGGAGAAUCCGAAUGGAUCAUUUCUCUUGUGACAAAAUGUUCACAAAUAAGCAUAAAAUUUGAACAACUAUCGAUAACAAUACCUGAUAUUAAACCCUUACACCAAAUUUUGGCAUGCAUUUCAUCUCUCAAUUCUUUGCGGCGAUUAGAAAUUCAUGCUGAGGAACUAGAAGAAACAAUAGGGAUUCCUACUGUAUCAAUGGCACCAAGUAAAAUUGAACAGCUGAUUUUGAAGUCAUGUUCAGCUAUUACAUACAGAGAUUUGUCACAUAUGCAGUCUGGUUUCAUAUGUGUUCGAUAUCUUAGUAUAAGUUUGUUUCAACGUAGUAGGAUUUCAGUUCAUUCGUUUACUUUUCCGUUUCUUCGUUCACUUCGCGUUUCGCUACUUGAAGUGCCAUUCGAAGAAAUCAAUCGGUUAGUAUCGACAAUGCCCAGUUUAAUGAAACUCAAACUAUAUGGUUUCGCGGACGACGUUAACUUUGUAAAUAGUGACAAAUGGAUUCAUCUAUUGACAUCAAUAUCCACUCUAUUCCGAAUCACUGUCGAUAUAUCGCUUCAGCACGAUAGCUCGAUUUUCUAUUGUGAAAAGACUCGUGCUGCUUUGCACAAAAUUAAUAUGAGUUUAACAUCGAUAUUUGAUGAUCUUGAGUGUUAUUCUCAUGAUGAAAGACAAUUAUGCUGGUGGCAAUUGAAAGGAGUUAUCCGAAAAUAA